AACACACUCUUCCUUUCUGUCAAUUUUGGCUUUGGAUUGAAACUGCCGGAGCAAAAUCGUAUAACCGUAUUUCACAACAGACGUUUCAAGAACUGGUCGAUUAUGAUUAUGGUGAAGUUCAUCCGACCAUAAUCCAUCAAAGAAUUCUCAUUAAUUUCGUCUAUAAAAGAUUCGUUGGAACCCACACCAACGAGCAGAACAAUUCUGACAACGAGGAUCCAGAAGAAAACAAUUCCAACGAGUAUUACUCUGAAACAAUUGACGCCGGAACGCAGACCGAAGGAAGUGACGAAGAAAGAAGAUCCAAAAAAUCAAUUGAAGACGGAAAUCUAAUCGAUUUCUUUAGUUCAGAAAAUUCACACACUGAUGACGAAGAAGAAAUAAUCUACAUUGAGGAAACAAUUAUCAACGAAGAUAAUGAUACAAGCCAAACUGACGAAGAACAAGAUGACGAACCCGAGCAAAGAGAAAGCCCAUCCCACGAACAAGAAAACAUGGUCAAUGUUAAUGACGUGUUGAACGCCAGUGGAUAUCCAGCAAGAACUACCCAAUAUAACAGAUGGCCAAUAACCUGUUCCAAUUGUGGGCAAGAAGGACACAUCAGUACUGGAUGUUCAAAAUCAAUUCCCACCAACAGUUACCAGCAAAAUCGAGGAAAUGGUUGGCAAGAUCGCAAUAAUGCGAAUAAUAGGAAUUCGCAUCUGCAAAACAACACCAGACCAAAUGCAUCAAGUGGAUCAGCGAACAAUGGACAAAUAAACAACAAUACUAAUACAGCAUUAUUGAUACAGAUCCAACAGCUCACCGAUGCACUACAAAAUGGAACGGAAAAGGAAAUCUUCGAAGAGGAGCCACCGGAAAUCCUCGCCAGAGGUGUCAAGAGAGAGAUAACUCUUAGUUUCGAGGAGGAAGAGGUCGAAGACUGGGAAAAAUUAUUUAUUCAAACGGAUUAG
Messenger RNA from Ambispora gerdemannii, 953 nucleotides. NCBI's taxonomy places the organism in Eukaryota, Fungi, Glomeromycota, Glomeromycetes, Archaeosporales, Ambisporaceae. The record is from the annotation of a GenBank genome assembly.